AUGUUCACCACCCUCAGAGCCACCCCCAGUACUCCGGCCAGCCUCACCCGCUCGAUCUGGCUCGGCUCCCACUCGGAUACGAUCUAUGGCCCAGCCACCCCAGUCGGACUCAAGGCCGCACUGGCCAUCAUCCGCAUCGACGGCCCCCAGGCCAUCCAGCUCUGCCGCUCCAUCACCAGGCCGCUCAAUCCAAGCAUCCCUCACUCCCAUCUCCCCCCUCCUGCUCCUCGCAAGGCCACCCUCAGGAAGCUCGUCUGUCCGAUCACCCAGAAGGUCAUCGACCCAGAGGCACUCCUCCUCCGAUUCGACCAUCCCAAACACGCCGCAUCCACCAUCGAGUUCCAUCUACACGGCUCGCCGGCCGUCUCCAAGUCCCUCCUCAGCACCCUCUCCCAGCUAGACUAUCUCAGACUCGCCCAGCCUGGCGAAUUCACUCGCAGGAGGUUCGAUCGAGCUCAUGGAUCAAUGGAUAUCAACAAAGUCUUGGGCCUCAAGCACUUGAUCGAAGCAGAAACUGAAGAACAAAGGAGAUGGGCUGUCUCCGAAUUCGAUUCCAAAUUUGAUCAUACAUACCAACAGAUGCGAAAGAAAUUGAAACAAUCCAUGGCACUUUGUGAAGCGAUCAUCGAUUUCAGCGAAGAUGGAUCCAUGGAUGAUCGGGAAAUUUGGAACCAAGUCAUCGAUCAUCUCCUCGAUCUCCAAUCGACUAUCAACGCCCAACUGUCUCAAUCAAAACGACGCGAGAAGAUCUCCAUGGGCAUCAAGGUCUCUCUCUACGGCUCUCCAAACGUCGGGAAAAGUACUCUUCUUAACUACUUGGUCAAUCGAGAGGCUGCCAUCGUAUCCCCCUAUCCCGGUACCACUCGCGACAUAAUCGAACUGUCUAUCGAUUACCAUGGGUUCCCCAUCAUUCUAUCAGAUACCGCUGGACUCCGCUCGAGUACUGAUCCAGUCGAAGAAAUCGGAAUUAAUCGAGCCAAGGAAAAUAUCGGAAAGGCGGACGUUCGAUUAUUAUUGGUCUCCGCAGUUGAUAUGGAUUCAUUUGAUAGUCAAGAUUCAAUCCUGAAGCAAGAAGUCCAAGAUAACCGACCGACGAUGAUCUUAGUCACUAAGACUGACCUACUUAUAGAUUCGCCUGAACAAAUCGAGGGAAUAGUCAAGAAACUCGAUCAUCACUUUCCUGGUGUGCCGGUUCAUCCCAUCAGUGUUUUCGAUCAAAUCGAUCAGCAUGGAAUGUCCCAGUUCAUCAAAUCAUUUGAGAAUCAUUUGAGAUCCUCCUAUGGAUCAGAGGCAUCGGAAAACCAAAACUCGUUCUAUUUAACAAAUUAUCAAAAGAUCCAACUGGAGAAGAUUUUGAGCCACAUAGAAGGGUUUAUUAGUCGAUUGAGGUCUCAUCUCUCUGGUCGCGAGGAUGACAAUCAGCAGCUUGAAGACCUUGAUCUGGUGAUUCUGAUCGAAGAAUUACGACUGGUUUCUGGCCUGUUAGCCAAACUAUCCUUCACUAAUCUUCCGCCCUCUCAACUCGAUCAUCAUCACCCUGCGCACGAAAUUUCGACAGACGAAAUACUGGGUGAAAUUUUUCAAAGCUUUUGCAUUGGAAAGUGA
This is a messenger RNA of Puccinia graminis f. sp. tritici CRL 75-36-700-3, 1605 nucleotides long. RefSeq names its product tRNA modification GTPase TrmE. The record is from RefSeq and is a predicted model, not a curated record. Gene Ontology annotation, biological process: tRNA methylation; tRNA wobble uridine modification. Bases 1 to 1605 code for a protein of 534 amino acids. Gene Ontology annotation, molecular function: GTPase activity; GTP binding; protein binding. The transcript has 8 exons. Lineage: Eukaryota; Fungi; Basidiomycota; Pucciniomycetes; Pucciniales; Pucciniaceae. Gene Ontology annotation, cellular component: cytoplasm; mitochondrion.